This is a messenger RNA of Pediculus humanus corporis (human body louse), 3159 nucleotides long. RefSeq names its product DNA excision repair protein, putative. The transcript has 8 exons. The record is from RefSeq and is a predicted model, not a curated record. Bases 1 to 3159 code for a protein of 1052 amino acids. Gene Ontology annotation, cellular component: nucleus. Gene Ontology annotation, biological process: nucleotide-excision repair. Lineage: Eukaryota; Metazoa; Arthropoda; Insecta; Psocodea; Pediculidae. Gene Ontology annotation, molecular function: single-stranded DNA binding; DNA endonuclease activity.
AUGGGAGUUCACGGUUUAUGGAAAUUGUUGGAACCAAGCGGGCAAAUGGUUCCAUUAGAAUGUUUAGCUGGAAAAGUACUCGCAGUUGAUGUAUCAAUCUGGCUUCAUCAAGCGAUAAAAGGAAUGCAUGAUACAUAUGGUGCUCCUGUCGCUGCUGCACACAUUAUUAUUUUAUUACAUCGUCUUUGUAAAUUACUAUUUUAUAAAAUUAAACCUGUUUUUGUUUUCGAUGGAGGUGUACCUGCACUUAAACACUCAACAAUGGCGGCUCGAAAGAAUCAAACGGGAGCAGCCAAGUUAGAAGCACAAAAAGUUAGGGAAAAAUUAAUAAAAAAUCUUUUGAAACACGAAGCCGUGCGGCAAAUUUUAGCCAACGAAUCAUCUUCGGCAGCUUUGGGUUUAAAUAGUUUUGCUCUUCCUGGACCAUCCAUUGAAGAAGAUUUGUAUAAGUUACCGGCAAUAGCAGCAGACUAUGAAGAAGAUUCGCCUUUCGAAGAAACGGAAAUGGAAUCGGAUAAAGAGGAAGACAGACGACGGAUCGAAAAUAUAUAUUCCGUUGACGUCACGAGUAAAGAUUUUUUACAAUUGCCACCGGAAGCCAGGCACGAGAUAUUAACGGAACUCCUGGAAACGAAAAAGCAAAAUUCGUGGAAAAUCCUCGACGAAAUGCCCAAAAAUUCGGAAAAUUUUUCCGAUUUUCAAAUGAAUCGACUUUUGAAACGUCACGCGGUACAAGUCUCGCUGGAAAAAACGGGGAAGGAAAUGGAAAGUUGCACUUUGAACCUUGCCGAACUCGAAUCUCUCCUCGAAGAAAAGGGAGUUUUAAAUAUUAACAACGAAAAUUUACCGGGGAAAAGGAUAGCGAAAGAUAACGUGACUCGUUACGUGUUGGUUAAAAAAAAUUCGGGAAAUGAUUUGAAAGGUAUCAAAGAAGAAAAUGAAAAACUCUCCUGCGAAGGAAAUGAUGCGAAUCAAAUAAAUUAUGAUGAUUAUUAUUGGUCAUCGGAUUCGGAAACGGAUGUCAUUUUAAAAAAAUCCAAAAUGGAAUCAAAAGAGGGAAUCCCGGAAAAGGAAAAUCAGACGCGUGAAAAUAUCGACCCAACACGAGUAAAAGAAAAAAUGAAUGAAUAUGGGAACGAGAAUGAUAAUUUCGGUUUGAAUGCUGACGUCAAACAGCAAAGGAAAUCAGACAAAUUUGAAGAAAAUGAAAAAGUAAAUGAAAUGAUUGUAACAGAAAACAAAAUGGCGGAGGAAAAGAAUAUCAACGAACUCAACAAAUUCGAAAAUGAAAGUUUUCGCGUUGAACCAAUCGAAAAUGUGGAAAAUUCCGUUAAUAAAUCCGAAUCGCGUGAUGUUUACGACAAAACAACGUCAUCAUCAGAACCGGAAAUGGAAUUUAAAAAUGAAAAACAAGAAUCGAAUGAUUUGAAAGAGGUGAAAGUUGAUGAAAGUUCGUUACAAAAUUUAUCAGGAGUAGAACCGACAAAGGAUGCCAAGGUAGAAGAAAUCGUUGAUGAUUCUUCACCAUCGAGUAGCGAUGAAGAAAGUAUUUUUAAUACGGUAGAAGACGUUAAUAAUAAGGAAACGGAAAUAAAUGAGAAAUUUUUAAAUUCUCCAGCCGACAUAGAAAAUGAAAAAAAAAAUUUAAAUUCGAAUGAUUGCAUAUCGAUAAUCAUAAGUCCGUCGUCGAAAAUAAGCGAAACCGAUGAUAUAUUUGCAGAUGUAUUCAAUGAUCCCGUAGAGAAAAACGUGGAAGAAGAAAACAAUGUCGUCGUCGUCGUCGUUAAAGACGGAAAUGACGUUGGGAUUUCAACCACGGAUCAAAAUGGUGGACCACCACCACGACCACCAUCCGUGCCCGUAGAGUCGUACAAAUCGGAAUUCGAAGGAUAUGCUGGAAAAUUGGAGGAUUUAAAAAAAUCAUUAGAAGAAAAACAAAAUAAUCUUUUGUUGGAACAAGGAAAUCAAGAAAGGCAUGCGCUCAAUCCAACCGAUCAAAUGUACUCUGAUGCACAGGCAUUGCUCAAACUUUUCGGAGUACCUUAUAUCGUUGCACCUAUGGAAGCGGAAGCACAAUGCGCCGCACUGGAUAUACUGGGAUUGACGGAGGGAACGAUAACGGACGACAGCGAUAUCUGGCUCUUUGGUGGAACCGUCGUAUAUAAAAAUUUUUUCAAUCAAAAGAAACACGUAUUGGAAUACACGUCCUUGAACAUACAGAAAAAUUUUAAAUUAAACAGAGAAGAUUUGAUAAGGUUGGCAAUGUUGGUCGGAAGCGAUUACACUCUCGGUCUCACCGGUAUAGGUCCCGUCACGGCAAUGGAAAUAUUGGCAUGUUUUCCCAGUCCUACCAACGAAAUAUUGGAAGGACUUGAAAAUUUUCGCGAUUGGUUGUUGACGGGGAAAACGAAAAAUGUCGGAUCGCCGAAAACGAAAUUAAAAAACAAAAUAAAAAACACGGUCGUCUUGCCAGGAUUUCCGAACAGAGCCGUUGCCGAGGCAUACCUUCAUCCCCAGGUAGACGAUUCGAAAGAACCUUUUUCUUGGGCAAAACCUAAUUUGGAUUUGAUCAAACAUUACGUGAAAGCGAAAAUCGGUUGGUCCUACGACAAAUGUAACGAAUUACUCAUGCCCGUCAUGAAAAAAUUGGAAGAAAAUGCGAAUCAACGUACGAUGGAAAAUUAUUUUAAAAUCGUUUCGAACGAUUCGGGAGGAACGAUGACGAUGAUGAGCAAACGUGUGGAAAAUGCGGUGAAGAGGUUGGGAGGAAUCGACGACGACAACGAAUCCGACGAAAAAAUUAAAGAAGAAAAGAAAAAGAAGAGAAAAACGAAUAGGAAAAUUACGGAUGGAAAAGAUGUGGGAAAGAGGCGGAAAACGGUAGAAAUGAAAAAAAGUGAUUUUAGCGAAGAGGAGAGAAGGGGCGAGGGAGGAAUACAAUCGAAAUCGAAAGAAAAAUACAUAAAUGAAAAAUUACACAGGAUAGAAAAAAUACCGCAAAAGGAAAAAAGUCAAAAAGAUAUGGAGGAUAGGAAAAAAGAAGCGAUUGAAAUUUUUCGAACGUUUAAACAAAAGGGAAAAAGGAAAAAGAUGAAAGUUUUUGCUAAGAAAGAAGCGAAUCUGUCGGAAAGCAGCAGCAGCAGCAGCGACAGCAAUUGA